Molecule: messenger RNA, 3375 nt
Organism: Lymnaea stagnalis (great pond snail)
Lineage: Eukaryota; Metazoa; Mollusca; Gastropoda; Lymnaeidae
Source: the annotation of a GenBank genome assembly
CAAGUGUUGCCACUUGCUAUGAUGCUCUUAAGUAUGUGGUGCCAAAUGUUAAACAACUGUCAAAGAGGAAAAUUUCAAAGGUUUGGUUCAGUGUGUUAUAGAAAUUGAUAUUCAUUUAUCUGGUCAGAAUAAGAAGGCUUUUACUAAGUGUUACUUAGAUCAAAUACAAAAAGGAUAUUUUGUACCUUGAUAGUUAGUGCUUGGGCCAACUCUGGUCUAAAGUUAAUUAUCUCAUUAGUUAUGAUAUUUUAAUCUAUAUUAUUCAUACUUAGUUCUUUUUUUUCAGGCUCUGAUAUUACAAGAAUCUGAAAAGCACAUCAAGGAUCUAGAAGAGGCUAUUGGAUAUAUAUUGAAUGUUGAGUGUAAGUAGCAUCAAUUUAUUGAUCAGGUAUCCUACUGCAGAUGUGUGAUGAGAGGGUUAUUUGGUGGUGGCACAAUUUUACCCUGCUCACUGCACCAAAUACUGUACCCAUGUGGUGAGUGAUAGCUGACAGUUUUAAAUAUAUUUAGUUUAUAGACUCAAGAAAUACAGGUCCUGGGAAUUUUAAUUUUUUAUUUGACUGUUGCAUAAAAAGGAGUUGUUGAAGAAAAACCAGAAGAAAAAUUACCAAGAAAAAGGAUAUGAAGAAAAACUUUGAAGAAAAAAGAUCCGAAGAAAAACUACGAAGAAGAAAACUUGAAGAAUUUUGACAAUAUUUGAAAAUAUACAAAUAGUACAGGUUAACAAUGUCCUGAAUAACAUUGAAUUACACAGCUAACAAUAAACAGGUUAAGUAACUCUGCAAUUAAAGAUUAUGACAAAUAUAUUUAACUAACAAGACAGAUGCAUGAUGACCAUAUGAUACUUGUUAUACAAAUGGUAAUUGAAAUUAUUCUCUAAAUAAUGAGUAAUUAUUGUGGCAGAAAUCAUGUGGCAGGGUUUAACUUGUAGCACAUUUACUAUCUUAUAUUCAGUGUGAGAUGUGAGGGCUAACAUACAGAUCUAAAAAUUACUAUUGUGUAUUACUAUUACUGUCAUCCAUAGUAUGAUGUCUAUGUAAGAUGCACAUUUAGCCCGACAGUUACUACAAUGUUAUUAAUUAUAACAACAGCACAUUGCAGUUGGUCUAACAAUAUUAAUACAGCUGUUAAUAUUAUCUUAGCAUAUGUACCAUUUCCUAUGUGAGAAUUUAGCAUGUAGCAGGACAGUUACUACAAAUAUUUAAAGUAAAUAUCGCUGGUUAGAUCUUCUAUAUUUUGAGGGCCCACGAUCAAUGAAUUGAUCAUUUUAGAUACUUUUGCAUCAUUGCUUAUGUGUAACCAGAACAACAUAAUGGUUAGUAUUAUGGUCAUGCAUAUACUGAUCUCUAAUUCAUUGUAAGAAUUCAGCUAUGGUUGUAUAUUCAAUCAUCACAAUAACAUGGUUUCGAGUCAAACUGACAGAGCUAACACGUGAGUAAAACACUGCCCAAUAUAAUUAAUGAACAGAAAUCUUCCAUUACUAACACCUAACAAUUGCAUUCUUUGAAGAUAAAAAUAUAACGGGAUAUUUGCUUAUACUUAAAAAGCGUCCAAAUGGUGACCCCAAACAAUGUUGAAAUUGGGAAUGCGAUUCAAACAUUGAGUGAUCAACCAUUUGCACAAUCCAUUGAGUGAUCAACCAUUUGCACAAUCCCUGUAAAAAGAGCCACCUGAACAUAGGAGAAAGCAAAUACAUCAAUGGCAGAUCUAACCAUAUGUUCUGGCAGACUCACUGGGGGAAGUUUUAGGAAAAUUGAAAAUAUUUAGAGACUCCAACCUGAAUAAAAGUAAAUAACCCAGACCAAAACAAUGAAUAUUUAUAUGGGUCCUUUUAUGUUUAGUCUCGACUAUCUAAGAUACACUUGUAUAUUUAUUAAAAAUAAAUGGUCUUUAAGAUGUAGUAAAUAGAAGGUGUUGGACCCCUGUGGAUAAAUGUGAAAACUCUCUAAAUUCCCCUUAAUAUUACAAUAUCCUCUAAAGAUGUAGAGUUUCAAAUAUAAUAAGAUAUAGAGAAUAAAAUCCCCUUUUCGGAAAGAUAUUAUUUAUAGCAUGAUACCCUAAGGUUCCCAAUAAAUAAAUUAUUGAGCUUAAACAAAAAUCUCAAAUUGUGAUUCCCCAUCUAAGUCUGGUCUAAUGGUGAAUAGAUGCAGUUCGAGAAAUAUUAUGGUAGCCCAACCCUAGGUUGAAUUCCAUGACGGUGUAACUUGGUUUGUGGCACAGACCCACACAUGGCCACAUCACUCUUAUUUUUCUUGUAUAAUUAUUGUUAAGUGUGAAAAAAAGUGAAGUUAGCUUACUUCCCCUUUACAGAAAUAGGGAAGGUAUUCUUUGAAAUGAACAUUUUCAAAAGGGACCACAGAACAUACCUCAUUAGAUUACUCAUUUUCAAUAACAUUUAUAUUAUUCUCAUGACUUAUCCAAAAAAUUAUCUCUAAUAAUUUUAAAUGACAAAAUGAUGUGUAUCAUGAAUUGUAAUGAUGCAUGCAUGCAUCAUGUUUUUAAAUUGAUAAAAAGUCAAAAUUUUAGUUCCAUUUCCCACAAGUUUUUUUUUUGAAAAUGACUUUUGAAAAAUAAUUAAUUUUAUUUAAAUACUAUAAGCAUUCCUCCUUUAAGCCAGAUUGAAAGUAAAAGUUGCCCAGACCUCUGAUAUGGCACAGAGAAAGCUAAACAAGCAUAUCUGCCUUAUUCAGCAAACAAUUUUAAAAAUUGAAUUUUUAAAUAAAUUGUUAUAUCAAUAUGAAAAGGGUGUAUAAAUGAAGACCAGUCAUGAGCCAGUAGCUAAUAUAUAUUAGAGAAAUUAUAUUCAGAUUAUUCCAGAGUUUUAAGGUCACCUGAACUAGAAACUAAAUAUAAGUUGUGAUGAUUUUUUUCUGUCUAGCGAUGGCUCUUCAGCAUAGAGUUGUGAUGUGGGAGAAACCAAACAUGCCCCUAUAACUCCCACCCUAAUCCCAUCCUUUGGGUCCUCAUCUCACGCUUUACAAAUAAGCCGGAAUGAAUAAGGAGGCUUGUGAUACCAUGCUUGCUGCUUGCCUCUGCCAGAAAGAAUGUGAUACAAGUUAUGGGCCUUAAGAAGCUUAAGAUCAGUACCACUAAAUCAUACUAGCCAAGUUAUUGCUAUCUGCUGUAUAACCUUCAAAAGAGAGGAUGAACCUUUUAGUAACCAAGAGCUAAUGUGUACCUUGUUAUGCCUGUAGUUAUACAAAUCUGAAAAUGUUACAUAAAUUGUUUGAAUAUUUUACACAUUUGAAAGAAUUCCAUGUGGCAACUAUUUUUACUAAAAAUUAAGUGCAUGCUCCAUUUUUUAUUUUACUUUAUGUUUCACAGGCCCAAAUAAAGGUAAAGAAGUAUUGUGGAAGAAUGAAGCUCAUUGGUCAC